This is a messenger RNA of Portunus trituberculatus (swimming crab), 5951 nucleotides long. It is a transcript of the gene Pgant9, whose product is annotated as putative polypeptide N-acetylgalactosaminyltransferase 9. Lineage: Eukaryota; Metazoa; Arthropoda; Malacostraca; Decapoda; Portunidae. The record is from RefSeq and is a predicted model, not a curated record. The transcript has 15 exons. The coding region runs from base 1357 to 3366 and encodes 669 amino acids. Gene Ontology annotation, cellular component: Golgi apparatus.
GGAGUCAAGAGCUGGGCCCCUCCUCUGUGUAUCCAACUCAGUGUGGCUCUGGCCGUGAUUGAGGGAGGAUGUGGCGCGCCUCGUCUCGUGUCCCCUCUACUCUCAUGUGUUGAAGUGCGUUCGUCUAACUCUAAGCCACCUGUGUGAUUCUAAGGGGUGGAGAGGACCCUGAGUCAAACCCCUGUGGCUGCUAAUACCCCCGGCGUUACCCAGGACACGAAAGGAUGUCCUAAGGGCGUGUUUGUGUGUGUUAGAUCGAGUCUGUCUACCUUCGUGUGAAAGUGUUUACCUGUCUCAACCCGCCACGCACUACCAGGUAACCAACACACAGGUAGCGUGUCCACCUGUACCAGAAACUACAAAGGGGACCAGGUAGAGAGAAACAGGUAAAGAAGGGAAAUACAAGUUGGUAAACGUUGGAGUGAAUUGAAAGAAGAAAGAGAAGGAAUUUGAAGGAGGCGAAUAAAAGAGAACACGAGAAACGAGGACAUAGACAAGAAGAGAGGGAAAACUUGUGUGCUGAACUGAAAGAAGAAGAAAAAGGGAAGGAGUAAAAGAAUUCUAACAGCGAUUUAAACAAGAUAGGAGUUCCCUGCUGUGUGGACUCCCAGGUGUUGACAAGGACUAAUUACGCCACAGGUGCAACUUCAGAUCCACGUGAAGGGAAGGAAAGAGACGACCCACCUUCCUAUUAACCCACUCUGACCCACUCUGACCCACCCUGACCCACCCUGACCCAACCUAACCCACAUCCUCCAUCAUCAUCUAACCUCCAACCCACCCUAAGGCACUUAAACCCAGCUAACCCACCCAUUAGUAACCUCACUGCAAUCUACCUAUAUUAGUAACCCACUCUAACCUAUCUCUGUAACUUAUUUCAACCCACAUCCAUUAGUAACCCAGCUUAACCCACUCCAACCCACACACCCACAUUUCAAACCCAAAUAUAACCCACUGCAAGCCCUAACCUUACAAUACCUAACCUAACCUAACCUGACCUAACCUAACUUAACCUAUCCUAACCUUACCUAACCUAACCUAACCUUACCUAACCUAACCUAACCUAACCUUACCUAACCUGACCUAACAUUCAUUCACCCAUCCACUUUUUCCCUCCUUGAUCCACACACCUGCUCCCUUCCACUCCUGUUUGGCUUGCUUCCCACGGCUCCACAUCUGCCAAGAACAAGUUCCCACGCUCCCAGAAAGUCCAGGUAUUCAGAAUGCUGAGGUGACGAGAGCUAAGAGGAGAGACCCCCGCAGCGGCACCAAACAGAAAACGGACACCAAGACUUCGAAACCAACACCGGACCGCAGAGUUACCCUCCAAACGGGAUCUACUGACGGAGGGACAGGAUGGUGUACUUGAAGACUAUGCUGGUGAGGCGGCGAGGCGUUCUACUGAAGCUCGUAGUGGCUCUCCCUGCAUUGUGGCUCCUGGGAUCUCUAGUCACCCUGUCAGAGAAAACAGAGAAGGAAGAACUGGAACUCCCGCCCGCAGUGAGACCAAGGGACAGUCAACAACAGCAGCAGCAACAGCAACAGCCUCCCCCGCCGCCGCCUCCCAUCCAGGUGAAGAAUGACGAGAGGGAGGCUGAAGUACAAGUGCAUCAGAUGGUGAGAGAGCCGCCUGUUGACGUCGCGAAGCCUUCCAAAGUGGACGUUAGAACCAAGACUCAAGAACCACACGAGAUACAUCCCGAGGGCGGAGUGCUGCUGCCCCCACAGGAACCCAACGGCCCCGGGGAGAUGGGCAAGCCAGUGGUGCUCCCGAAGGACAUGGAGGCGCAGGUGAAGAAGAAGGUGGACGAGGGAUGGAAGAAUAACGCCUUCAACCAAUACGUGUCCGAUAUGAUUUCUGUCCACCGCUCCCUGCCUGACCCCAGAGACGAGUGGUGCAAGGCUCCGGGCAGAUUCUUGGAAAACUUGCCAGAGACUUCAGUGAUCGUCUGCUUCCACAAUGAGGCGUGGUCUGUUCUCCUCCGCACCGUGCAUUCUAUUCUGGACCGCUCCCCGCCCCAGUACCUCAAGGAGAUCAUUUUGGUUGAUGACAAUUCUGAUAUGCCUCACCUGGCGAAGCAGCUUGAUGACUACAUGGCACAGUAUCCAAAGGUGCGCAUCGUGAGGGCGCCGAAGAGAGAGGGGCUGAUCCGCGCUAGGCUCAUGGGGGCCAGACACGCCACAGCCCCCGUCCUGACAUUCCUCGACUCCCACUGCGAAUGUACUACAGGUUGGCUGGAGCCUCUGCUGACGCCCAUUGCCAAGGACCCGCUCACGGUGGUGUGUCCGGUCAUUGACGUGAUCUCAGACGACACCUUUGAGUACCACUACAGGGACUCCACGGGCGUCAAUGUGGGCGGCUUCGACUGGAAUCUUCAGUUCAACUGGCACGCCAUUCCGAGUAAGGAGAGAGCACGCCACCAGCACCCCGCCGAGCCAGUGCGAUCGCCCACUAUGGCAGGCGGUCUCUUCUCCAUCGAUAAGGCUUUCUUCGAGCGCCUUGGCACCUACGACUCAGGCUUCGACAUCUGGGGCGGCGAGAACCUUGAGCUGUCCUUCAAGACGUGGAUGUGUGGAGGCACCCUGGAGAUCGUGCCUUGCUCCCACGUGGGCCACAUCUUCAGGAAACGUUCGCCCUACAAGUGGAGGUCUGGAGUGAACGUGUUAAAGAGGAACUCCAUCCGUCUGGCAGAGGUGUGGCUGGACGAGUACAAGAAAUACUACUACGAGAGAUUCGGAACCUUUCAGGGAGACUUCGGGGACGUGAGUGAGAGGAAGAGACUGCGUGAGAACCUGAAAUGCAAGUCGUUCAAGUGGUACCUGGACAACGUGUACCCAGAGCUUUUCGUGCCGGGAGACGCUGUGGCAUCCGGGGAGGUCCGCAACUUGGGUGCUGGCGGGUCCACUUGCCUCGACUCCCCCGCUCGUCGUGCUAACUUACACAAGCCAGUGGGCCUCUAUCCGUGCCACAAGCAGGGGGGCAACCAGGUCCACAACUUGGCUACGGGACAGUGUGUGGACUCGCCCGCCAAGCCUGAGGACAACCACAAGCCGGUGGGACUUUGGCCUUGCCACAAGCAGGGCGGCAACCAGUACUGGAUGCUGAGCAAAGAAGGGGAGAUCCGGCGAGAUGAAGCCUGCAUGGACUAUGCCGGCAGUGAUGUAAUCCUGUACCCAUGCCAUGGCUCCAAAGGGAACCAGUACUGGGAGUACAGCCCAGAGACAAACCGCAUCAUCCACGGCAGCAGCAAGAAGUGCCUGGCCAUCUCACAGGACCGCAAGAAGCUGGUCAUGGAGGACUGCAGUCUGGAGGAGGGGCGACAAAAGUGGAAGUUUGAGAACUAUGACCCCAACAAAAAGCUAUGAAGAAAAUAAUAAAUUACAUAUUUGUUUUGUAAAUAUAUUUUUGAAGUGCCUGUUUGUACUUAUGUUUUUUAUAAUAAUGGAUGGGAAGAAUUGGUUGCCUGUGCACACACUGUAGUCACACCUCUCCAUCUCCCCUGGGAGCAUCGUGGCCUCCAGUGCGUGCAUCUGUGUGUGCGCGUCUGUCUGUCUGUCUGGGCUUCCCAUGCAAGUUUUUGUCCUGUCAGGAGGAAGAUCAUCUGCUGGCCACUCUUCAUUCCUGCACCUUGUAUGCACACCCUUCAUCUCCCGGCCCCGGCCACCCGCUGAUGCUUCUAUAUCAAAUGUUGGCUCUGCUCUCUGACAACGGCCACCCUUGUGCUUGUGGGGGCUGCCUGUGCUGUCCCCAAAGAUGUCCAGUACUGACCCCAGGCUGUGUCCUCUGUCUGUCCUGGAAUCCCUGCUAUGAAAGAGGGACAUGACUCACUUAUUGGGGAUAAGGUGGUUCACACUGUCCUGUGAUGAUAAAGUGGUUCACACUGUCCUGUUCUUUAGUAACAAGAAAAAGGACAAGGAGGAUGGAGGUGUAGUGACCUGCAAGGAGGACAAGAUAAAGAAAAAGAUGUGGAGAUAACCUGUUACCGGUGUGUGACGUUGUUGACGUUGUUGACGUUGGUGUGAGGAAAUGACUUAGAGGUGGUGACCUGUUCCAUGAGGUGUGAUAAAGUCAAUGAUGAUAAUGUGUUGUGUUGUGACCUGUGAUUGAUUGAGAACACCACCAGGACCUCCUACUAAAGUGUGGAAGAUUAUUACUACUACUAACUAAGGUUGUAUUUCAUCAAAGGUUGCUGAAGUGGAGUGAAUGAAACCAGUGUGAGUGAGAUGUGAUCAUUUUCCAUGUUGCAUCUGUGUGUGGCUUCUUGCUGCCGUCUGCCAAGGAGUGCUACUACUACUACUACAUAGACUGCUGCCAUCUUUCUACAUGGCCCUGUGUUGUAUUUGUUGGUGAUGGAUAAAAUUAUAUGGGAAUGGGAUUUUGUAAUUAAUUUAUAUAUCAAAUUGAGAAAUCUUUGAUGCUGUAAUUAUUAUUAAAUGCAAAAAAAUAUUAAUAGUGAUAAACUGUGCAGUCUUGUAAGCUUUUGUUGAGAAGUACAUAUCUUGUCUCUACUGUUACAUAUCAAAGAGGAAGCUGCUCAAGUGUAGACCAAUUGGAAAAGCUGACCACUACCAAAAGCUAGCAUUAUUGUGUGGCCGUCGUGCAUCACAGGUUGGCGAGUUACAGACAAGUGUUGCUCAGUUAGAAGACAAACAUCAUGCAUUAGAAUAUCCAUUGGUGCUACGGUAAAUCUCGCCCUCUGAAUUAGCAGCGUCUCGGUAGCCUAGCUGCCCAAGUCAAGGAUAUAGCAGCACUAGGAGCCGUCUUCUCAAACAUUUCUGCCGGCCACUAUUUUCAAAGGCCCCAAUUGAAGUGGCACAGGUUUUCUGUUAGGUUUGAACAUAGCAAUGGCCAGGUGUUUCUGAAUAUGGGCCUAGAAGCUGUCUCAAGGAUUAUUUUAAUAGCAUUAAAUGCUGUCUCAAGUCAUGAAUAUCCUUGCCAAUAAAGCUAAUUUCAACAUUCCACUGAACCUAAAUUCUAGACUAAUAUUAGUUUUUUUAUAACCUAAAUGGCUCAAACAUUCCAGGACUAAAUUAAAACAGGACAUUCAUACAAUACUUAGCUACGUGCUUAGUGACGUGUAAUCUUAAGUUGUUGCCAGAUGCAUAAGUUUCAAGCCAGUGUGGCACAGACGCUGCCAGCCAUAACUACACCGGAUCUGGAACUAAAUACUAUUUUAAGGGAGUUUAUAUUUGCAAUAUACUUGAUGUAAUAGUUUGUAAACACCUGUACAUGAGCAGUAUUACCCAUGUAUGGCUUAAACAAGGUCACCGGCAGAGCCCACGACCUGCAGACUGGUGCAUCACCUACUCUUAACAUUACUUGUACUUAAUAUGCAGCAGCAACAGCAGCAGCUAAGAAUUCAGAUCCCUUUAUGUCUCAGUUCAGUCAUUCCCUACCUGUAUGCAAGGUGACUGUUUACGUCCAUCCUGUUUACCUCUUUAUCCUCAUUCUUAGAGGCAGUUAUUAUCUAAAAAGUGAAUUGGUUGCUCAAAUCACUAAAAUUACUGAAUACCUGCUUACUACUCUAAGUUUAAAAGGCUUCACUGUACAGACAACUUAACCAUUCUGUAAAAACAUGAAUAAACUUCCUUAUAUAAUGUAAACGUUUGUAAAGGCGUUCCAUUCCUGAUGUAAUCGUCGCGGCAGUGAAGGGAAGGAGGGAACGCACUUUAUGACAACCGUAGGCUAGAGGUGUGAAUGACCUGAGCUGAUCUGUAUACUAGUUCUCAAAAACCUGUGCUGCAUUUGUUGUGUGCUACACCGAACCGAUUUAUUCUCUCUCUCUCUCUCUCUCUCUCUCUCUCUCUCUCUCUCUCUCUCUCUCUCUCUCUCUCUCUCUCCAGUGUGAAGGAAUAACACUGCAUGGCUGGACAACUUGAGAUGCUCUGCUGCACUCAAAAUCCUAAUUGUGUGAUUCCUCAAAGGGUGCCUUAUUAAACAAUUCCUAUUA